GCUAUUUGCGAAAUUUGUGAACACUUGUUUGUAAUUUGUAUUUGCGUAAGUACGCACUAUAUACAUUAAAUAGUUUCUUAUUUCGAUGAUUAUUACAAAUAAGGACUUUGGAUUGUCAAUUUAGCACUUUGUCAAAUCAAUAAAAUAAAACUAUCAAAAUGAGUGCUAGUGAAACAACAAAAGAAAUGACGUUCGCGGAGAAGCAAGCAGAACGAUUAAAGAGACUUCGCUCUUUACACACUGCAAGAAAUGAAGCACGGUCGCAUAAUCACCAAGAAGUUGUAGCUGAGGAGGCUAGAAACAAGUUACCAGCUAAUUACGACGCCAAACGACGACAAGCUGAAUGGAUCAUGGAAGAUCAAAAGAAACGUGAGGAAUCAGCUAAAGAGGGUAAAGACUAUGACAGAGUUAAAUUACUGAAUAUAUCUGCAGUAGAAGCAGAGAGGUUGGAACGCAAAAAGAAGAAAAAGAACCCUGAUCAAGGCUUUUCUACUUAUGAACAGGCAACAGUAAGACAGUAUAACAGACUUGUCAAAAAUAUGCCAACUGCAGAUAUGGAACUUUAUGAACAACAGAAACAAAAAUAUGGUGAUGCUUUCUAUGGAGGUCCAAAUGUUAUUAUUCAUGGAAUGCAUAAAGAUAGAAGAGAAGCAGUUGAUAAAAUGGUAGAUGAUUUGGAAGGGCAAAUUGCGAAGAGAGCUAAAUAUUCCAGGAGACGGACUCAUAAUGAUGAUGCAGAUAUUGACUACAUCAAUGAAAGAAAUGCCAAGUUUAAUAAGAAAUUGGAGAGAUUUUAUGGAGAGCACACUGCAGAAAUCAAACAAAACUUGGAAAGAGGCACAGCCAUUUAAUUAUAUUGUGAUAAAAUAAUAAAAAUCCAGGAGAACUUUGAUGUGUUUUGGGUCUUGGCCUGCAUUCUGCAUAUUAUUCAUAGAUUGCUCCUAAUAGGCAGGUGAUUAGCCUUCUGUGUAGAAGUGUGUAAUGAAUUGUUUAUAGAAGUUCACAAAAUCAAUAAUAAUUAUUGAAGUACCUUAUAUUUUUUACCUUGUGUACAGUUUCCUAAAUUUAUAGUUCUGUAACGAUCAAUUAUCUAUGAUGAUUAUAAAAGUUUGUAAUACAUUUAUAUUUAACUACUUGACAAUGAGAGCUGCCUCUGUUGCUUAGUUGCCAUGCAUUUGGGUGAAUCGAUUGAUUUUUCCUUGCAUUCCAUUUUCAAGUAAAAAAAUGUUUUAGUUUGAGUUGAGUGUUAAACAUUGGUUCUCAUGCUUGGUUUCGGAGUUCAGAUUUAGAGCUAAGUGAUACUUCCUUAUGUCAAAAACAUUGUAUUUUGACUGUUGUCAUAAUACAGUAGUCAGUUCUCUGCGCUAAGUCCUGACUCAGGAAUCAUCUGGUCUUAAAGAGCUUUUUACGAAAGCCUUAUUUUUUACUCAAAUAAUCUUGUUUGUGUAUAAAUUAUAUCUUAAAUAAAAAAAAAUCUUGUAA
Messenger RNA from Pieris napi, 1482 nucleotides. RefSeq names its product pre-mRNA-splicing factor Syf2. The transcript has a single exon. Lineage: Eukaryota; Metazoa; Arthropoda; Insecta; Lepidoptera; Pieridae. Bases 159 to 851 code for a protein of 230 amino acids. The record is from RefSeq and is a predicted model, not a curated record. Gene Ontology annotation, cellular component: catalytic step 2 spliceosome; Prp19 complex; post-mRNA release spliceosomal complex.